CUCGAGCUCAUAGCCAGGCCUUAAGGUUAGCGUGUUUUGGAGGGUUAGAGGUAAAUCCACGGCGAGAGACAACGAAAUGUUGACGCUGGAGACUUCGUCGGCAAUGACAUUCUGAAGCUUGCUUCGACGGCACUAACCACCAUGGAGACGGCCUCUUCUACUACUACUGCACCAUCAACCCAGUGCCGGAUCCCUUCCAUGGCGGCGGAUGAGUUCACUGCUGACAGGAACUGGCGUAAUCUUCCGCAACGUCUCGAACGGCUCGUGGAGGUUCUGCAUGAGUUGGAUCCAGACAACUUCUCCAACAAUAAUUAUGGAUGUAGUGAUCCUCAAGAGGCUCGACGCAUUGCCAUUACAGCAGCCGUUAUGGCGUCGGCCGACUGCACGGGGAAUAAAUUGGUUCAAUCCUUUCAGGCCCUCUUUCGAGCUUCUCUGGAAUCGAGACAAUCCACUACCGUUACAUCCAAUGACGACAAUGACGAAAUGAACGAAGAAGAGGAGGAAGAGAAGGAGGAACCAGAUGAAUUGUUUGCCAAUGGUGCUGAUUUGGUCAUUUUUGAACACUUGCGGACACUGGGGUGGAUUCGAAGCAAUGGAUUCCUCAUGCCGGCUUUUGGGGCCGCCGUUCACCGAGCAAUUUUGAAAAAAGUAAAGACCACCAUUGCGGGAGAUUUUGAAGAAGAGGGAUUCUUUGACACUAUUCAAGCGUGGUGUGAAUCCACUGUUGAAGUAUGGGUCACCGAUGUGGUUGGACCAGAUCGAUUUGAGCAGGAAAACUGGUCCAAACGGUUGCGGCACUGUGCAGCGCAAUGCUUUUGUUUGGUCCGUAUUGACGAAAUCUUUGACAUUGUUUGUGAAUUUCCGGAUAGUCGACCAGCUGUGGCGGAAAUUCAGUCAGUCAUGGAAAAGACCAAAAUGCAUUCGCAGUUAGGCGAUGCUCUGAGGAAGAGUUUGGUGAGAAGAUUGAACCAUCCAGGUGCCAACACUUCCCAGAUUAUUGAUUGUUACAUCAACAGCAUCAAGGUCCUUCGGGAGAUUGAUCCCUCGGAUCGUCUUCUCGAGGUUGUUACGGAACCAGUCAGAUCCUAUUUGCGAGCCCGGAAUGAUACUGUGCGAUGCAUCAUCACAAGUCUCACUGAUGCCGAGGUUGGUGGUGACUUAUACGAAGAACUCCGCCGCCAGGAUGCUAGGCCACUCGAAGCAAUCCGCGAUGACUCGGACGAUGAAGAGGAAUGUCCCACCUUUGAUUGGCAGCCAGCACCCUCCAUUACCAAACCCAAAGGAACAUUCUUGGCAGGAAGCAAAGGUGGGGGCGGUGGAGACAUUCUCGCCAUGCUCGUGAGCAUUUAUGGAAGCAAGGAACUCUUUGUCAAUGAAUACAGAGUGAUGCUAGCCGACAAACUACUCUCCAACCUCGACUUCAACACGGACAAGGAAGUGCAUACACUCGAGCUUCUCAAGUUGAGAUUUGGAGAACUGAGCAUGAGGAACUGUGAGAUUAUGAUCAAAGACAUGGAUGAUAGCAAGCGUGCAGUGAAUUCGAUUCAUUCCGAUGUAAAAGCGAGCGGCAAGGCUGCGCCCGUGGUGGACUCUGCUGUGGUCUCCCAUAUCUUUUGGCCUCCUCUGCAAAACGAUCAGUUGAAGCAUCAUCCGAGGAUCCAAGCUGGACUUGACCAGUACAGUGCCGAGUUUUGUCGUCUGAAGAACCCUCGAAGGCUCAUUUGGCUCAACCAACUGGGUACCGUGCAGUUGGAGCUCGAUGUGGCGGAGGAAGGACCGGAUGGCACACCCAUUGUGGAGACACGUGAAUUCAAUUGCUCCCCAUUGUUGGCAACACUCAUUUCGCACUUUGAGGACAAGGAGCUGUGGACUUCGGAGGAUCUGUCCAACGAAACUGGUAUUGCAGAGCACAUUAUUCAGAAGAGGAUGGGAUACUGGGUCAGUAAUCGCGUGGUCAAGAUUGUUCCCUCGUCGCAAUCAGCUGUGGUUUACCAGGUGGCAUCCCAAGAACACUUGUUGCAAGGUGAACAUGACGUAGACAGUGCAAUGAUGGAUCUGGAUCACGGCGACAGCCAAGCUGUGUCCUUGUUUGCCCAAGAAGAAGAAAAAAUGGGAGUUUACGAGAGCUAUAUUGUUGGCAUGCUCACAAACCUGGGGCAACUACCACUCGAAAAGAUCCACAAUAUGCUCAAGAUGUAUGUUUCGGGUAGCGACGUGAAAUUUACCCAGACGCCCUCGCAGCUGAGUACAUUCUUGAAGUAUCUUUGCAAACAGGAGAAACUGGAAUGUGGCCCCGAUGGCAUGUACAAACUCUAUAAGAAGUAACGAGAUUCGAUUCAACUAGCUUUUACUUAUAUACAGU
Messenger RNA from Seminavis robusta, 2362 nucleotides. The record is from the annotation of a GenBank genome assembly. NCBI's taxonomy places the organism in Eukaryota, Bacillariophyta, Bacillariophyceae, Naviculales, Naviculaceae.